Messenger RNA from Naegleria lovaniensis, 528 nucleotides. RefSeq lists its product as uncharacterized. The record is from RefSeq and is a predicted model, not a curated record. Lineage: Eukaryota; Heterolobosea; Eutetramitea; Acrasida; Naegleriidae. Bases 1 to 528 code for a protein of 175 amino acids. Gene Ontology annotation, cellular component: Lsm1-7-Pat1 complex; P-body. Gene Ontology annotation, biological process: deadenylation-dependent decapping of nuclear-transcribed mRNA. Gene Ontology annotation, molecular function: RNA cap binding. The transcript is spliced from 3 exons.
AUGUCUUCGGGUGGCCAUCAUUUUUACUCGGCUUCUCCAUCGGCCCACACACCAACUUCAAGAUCGUUUGCUAUGAGCCCAACUGAUGAUGACAGUGAUGAGGAGGGAAAUGCUAAAGUGGAUUUUUAUUUUCCUGGAGCAGCUAGUCUUUCGGAUCAAUUAGAUAAAAAAGUUAUGGUUGUUUUGAGGGACGGUAAAAAACUAAUUGGAAUUCUUCGCUGCUACGACCAAUUUGUAAAUAUGACGCUUGAAAAAACAGUUGAACGAAUAGUAGUGGAAGAUAAAUAUGGAGAUUUAGAUGUUGGUCUCUACAUUGUGCGAGGAGAAAACGUUGUUCUAAUGGGAGAGGUUGAUGAUACACGAGAAACAACCUUAAAACAAGUCCCAGUCGACGAAAUUUUAAUGCUAAGCAAAAUGGAACAAGAAAAAGAAGAGGAAAGAUCCAAAUUGAGACAAAUGCAUUUGCGAAAUAGAGGUCUUCUUGAGAUUGGAGAGUAUGGAGGUUUUGGUCUGCAUUCUGAGUGGUGA